Molecule: messenger RNA, 1333 nt
Organism: Gilbertella persicaria
Lineage: Eukaryota; Fungi; Mucoromycota; Mucoromycetes; Mucorales; Choanephoraceae
Product: EXS family-domain-containing protein
Exons: 4
Coding region: 27-1271 (414 amino acids)
Cellular component (GO): membrane; cytoplasm
Source: RefSeq, a predicted model, not a curated record
AUUUUUUUUUUCUAUAAUUGUUGCAUAUGGAAGGAGAAGGCACCCUUUUGCCUAUUACAUAUAGACCUAUAGUGCUAUUCUCAAUAGGUGUGUUAGGCUGGGCGCUCGAUCUGUUUAUUCUCCAAAAGUGCGGGAUCGAUCCAAUCUCUUUACUACAACUUCAUCAGACAGACAAGCAUAUUCCUCUGCACCAACCUAUAUUUUUUUUGUCUGGGAUAUUAGGGGCUAUUUCAUGUGCUAGUCUAGCUUUAUUCUGGCACUUAAAAUCACCUUCUAUUGCAGUUUUGCCUUAUCUGCUAGCGUUACUGCUAUUAAUAUGGCCUGGAAGAUCAUUUUAUAGAAAAGAGCGACUUCGAUUUACAAGGGCAUUAAGGAGAGUCUUGUCUCUGAAUAUCUUUAGCCCAGUGUUUUUCUCUGAUAUCAUUUUAGCAGAUAUGCUAACCAGUUUUUCCAACGUAUUUGGUGAUCUUUUCAUUGCCUCCUGCGUCUUUGUUGCAGGAUAUAACUCUUCUUUCUUUAUGGACAAUACCGAGAAUAUUUAUUAUCGAGAUAUUGCUGUUCCAUUGUUGAUUAGUACACCUUAUUUAAUCCGCCUUAAACAAUGUAUAGCAGAAUACAUUGAGUCCAAAGAAAAACGCCAUGUAUUUAAUGCACUCAAAUAUGCUUCUUCAUUACCAGUUGUCAUAUUCUCAGCCGUGCAAAGGAAAGCAGCUAUUUAUAUUACAGAAACAGGCAGCGUGCCGCAUCAUUGGUACCUUAAAGAAGAUACAAUCUUCCGAUUUUGGAUCAUGUUUGUAUUUAUCAAUUCCAUGUAUUCAUUUUGGUGGGACAUUUCGAUGGAUUGGAACUUGAUCUCGGUUCAGUUAGAUCCAACGCAAGUUCAAGAACAACCGACGCUGAAGCAUCCAAAAGUGAUUCGACAUCAGCCUCAGACAUCCACGCCCAUCGUUCACUUUAGACGCCAAUUGUAUUUUUCUCAGCCAUUUUGGUAUGUCCUCAGUAUCUUUUUUGACUUUCUUUUGCGGAUCACCUGGAGUUUAAAACUAAGCUCUCACAUCUAUUUACGAAAAUUGGAUGGUAGUAUCUUUUUGAUGGAAUUACUGGAGGUGUUUCGACGAUGGAUGUGGGUCAUUUUUAGACUGGAAAGUGAAUGGGUCAAGAAAGUCUACAACAGUCUGCCUAAUGCAGCCUUUGAAAACUUGCGAAUGGACUUAUUAGACCGUAGAUCCUCGGGUACAUUGUCUCCUAUCGUAGAAGAAGAAGAUCCGUGACUUGUUUAGAAUCACAUCAAUAAAUAAUUUUUCUUUUUUCGCAUCUGUUUUUUCCCUUUUUC